Chrysochloris asiatica (Cape golden mole) is the source of this 1809-nucleotide messenger RNA. It is a transcript of the gene HAUS3, whose product is annotated as HAUS augmin-like complex, subunit 3. The transcript has 4 exons. Gene Ontology annotation, biological process: spindle assembly; centrosome cycle. Gene Ontology annotation, cellular component: mitotic spindle; centrosome; HAUS complex. NCBI's taxonomy places the organism in Eukaryota, Metazoa, Chordata, Mammalia, Afrosoricida, Chrysochloridae. The coding region runs from base 1 to 1809 and encodes 602 amino acids. The record is from RefSeq and is a predicted model, not a curated record.
AUGAGCUGUGGAAAUGAGUUCGUGGAAACAUUAAAAAAAAUUGGCUAUCCAAAGGCAGCUAUGCUUAAUGGAGAAGAUUUUGACUGGCUGUUUGAGACUGCUGAAGCGGAAUCGUUUUUGAAGUGGUUUUGUGGGAAUGUGAAUGAACAGAACGUGUUGUCUGAAAAAGAACUGCAAGCUUUCAGUCUUCUGCAGAAAUCAGGCAAGCCCAUCCUAGAAGAAGCCGCACUGGAUGAAGUUCUUAAAGCUUGUAAAACUUCUGAUUUGAAGACACACAGUGUAGAUGACAAAGAUCUAGAGAAAUUAGAGGAAGAGGUUCAAAUUCUUCAGAAACUAAAGAACCUAAAAAUCCAGCGACGUAAUAAAUGCCAGUUAAUGGCUUCCGUAAUGAGCCACAAAUCUCAAACGUUGAGCACUAAAGGAGAUGAAGCCACGAAAAAGCUGAAGCAGAGUCAAGGAAUUCUCCAUGCGAUGAAUACUAAAAUCAGUAAUGAACUUCAGGCUCUCACUGAUGGAGUUGCAAAGCUGAUGCUGUUCUACAGAUCUUCUUUAGGACAAGGGACAGCUCCAAUGGUGUUUUUGUCUCAGUUUUCCUUAGAAAAAUACCUAAGCCAGGAAGAGCAAAGUACAGCAGCAUUAACUUUAUAUACCAAGAAACAGUUCUUUCAGGGUAUACACGCAGUAGUUGAAAGUUCAAAUGAAGACAAUUUUCAAUUAUUAGAUAUACAGGCACCAUCUCUUUGUGACAAUCAAGAAAUCUUGGAGGAAAGACGGCUAGAGAUGGCUAGGCUGCAGCUGGCGUACAUUUGUGCUCAACAUCAGUUAAUUCAUUUGAAAGCAAGUAACUUGAGCAUGAAGUCAAGUAUAAAGUGGGCAGAGGAGAAUCUUGAGAUCCUAACCAGCAAGGUUGUUGGCAAAGAAAAUUUGGAAGCUAAAAUUUCUAGCUUGAACAGUGAGAUUCUGAAACUUGAAGAACAAGUCACUCAUAUGAAAAACAAAAAUUUGCCUGCUGUGGUGAAAGAGAAUGCCCAGUUAUUGAAUAUGCCAGUUGUAAAGGGGGAUUUUGAUCUGCAGAUUGCUAAACAAGACUACUAUACAGCAAGACAAGAGUUAGUUUUAAAUCAGUUGAUAAAGCAAAAGGCAUCAUUUGAACUUCUACAUUUAGCAUAUGAAAUUGAAUUGAGAAAGCAUUGGGACAUAUAUCGUCAACUUGAAAAUUUGGUUCAAGAACUGAAUCAAAGUAACAUUGCACUUGGCCAGCGAUUAGAAAUGCUAACAGAUCCAUCAGUAUCUCAGCAGAUAAAUCCAAGGAAUACUAUUGAUACCAACGAUUAUUCUACUCAUAGACUUUACCAACUUCUAGAAGGAGAAAAUAAGCAAAAAGAACUGUUUAGAACCCAUGGAAACCUGGAGGAAGCAGCAGAGAAAUUGAAACAGGAUAUUUCUGUAUUACAAGAUCAGCUGGCAGUAUCUUCUCAAGAACAUUUUUCCUUUCUGUCCAAACUGAAUAAUGGUGUUGACAUGCUCUGUGAUUCUUUGUAUCAAGGAGGGAAUCAGCUUUUGCUCACUGAUCAGGAGCUGCUGAAACAGUUUCACCAAGUUGAAUCUCACCUGAAUAAGCUCAAUCAUCUCCUUACAGAGAUCCUUGCUGAUGUGAAAGCAAAAAGAAAAAUAUUGGCAGCUAAUAAACUGCAGCAACUUGAAAGAGAAUUAUAUGUAUAUUUUUUUAAAAAUGAAGCAUAUCUACAAGAUAUCGUGGAGAAUUUAGAAAGCCAGUCAAAGAUUAAAGCUGUUGGUCUUGAAGAGUGA